AUGGCUAUCCAAGGUUGCGCCGCCAAGCUAUCCACAAGACCCAAGACCAGGUCUGGCCAACUCAAGACUGAUUGCCGUAUCUUACGGCGUACCGCGAGCCAUAUCCCUUCCGCUCCACGGUCGACCUCCGCAGAGCUCCACCAGAUUUGGAUUUGGACUGGUCACAGCAACGAUACAACAUUGGAGCAACGAGUCAUAAACAGACAAUCAAGGUAA
Molecule: messenger RNA, 216 nt
Organism: Fusarium fujikuroi IMI 58289
Lineage: Eukaryota; Fungi; Ascomycota; Sordariomycetes; Hypocreales; Nectriaceae
Exons: 2
Coding region: 1-216 (71 amino acids)
Source: RefSeq, a predicted model, not a curated record